AUGGAAGGAGAAAUUAAUAAUAGUGGCGUAGUAGUUGGAUGCUAUGAAGGAUUAGAAGCAUGGUCAGAAUUAGGAAAUUUAAUCAAUUCAAAGUCUGAUAAUUUACUUUCAAAGUCAUUCAAAUUGGCAGACAACAAAGGAAAGGUAGGUGACUCAUUGGUUCUCUAUAAUGUAACACCAGAGCACCCAAGAGUUGCUAUCGUAGGUUUGGGUAAACAAAACACUGGUGGCAGUGAUCUUUCAUUGUUUGAAAAGAAUGAAAAUGCACGUAAAGCUACUGGAUCUGGAGUAAAGGCUCUAAAAUCAAAGGGUGCUACAAACAUUCAAGUCGAUUGUUCUUUGGGUGACAUUAGAUCAUGUGCUGAAGGUGCCAACCUUGGUAUUUUCAAGUAUGACUUAAAGACUAGCGGUGGUGCAAACUCUACCAAAAACACUCCCAUCCAAAUUACACCAUUUGAUUCAAAUCAUCAAUCCCUCUGGGAGGAAGGACAAUUGUUGGCACAAUCACAAAACUUUGCAAGAGAGUUGGCUGACACUCCAUCCAAUCUUAUGACACCAUCAAUUUUUGUUGAACGUGUGACCAAGCAAUUUGAAAAGUUAAUUCAAGAUGGAACUGUAAAGAUGCACGUACGUGACGAAAAAUGGGCAACUGAACAAAAGAUGGGAAUGUUUUUGGGUGUCACCAAGGGAUCUGACGAACCACCACGUUUCCUUGAACUUCACUACAAGGGUGCUGCAAAUCAAGAUGCUCAGCCACUCAUUUUCGUUGGAAAGGGUGUCACUUUUGACAGUGGAGGUAUCAGCAUUAAGCCAUCUGCCUCUAUGGGUCUCAUGAGAGGUGAUAUGGAGGGUGCUGCCACUGCAGUAUCAUCUCUUUUUGCCAUUGCCUCACUCAAGCUUCCAGUCAAUGUAAUUUCUCUUACUCCACUCUGCGAAAACAUGCCAUCUGGUCACGCUACCAAGCCAGGUGAUGUUUUGACUGCCAGCAACGGAAAGACCGUCGAAGUAGACAACACAGAUGCCGAGGGUAGACUCAUUUUGGGAGAUGCACUUCACUAUGCUCAUACCUUUAAUCCAUCAACCAUCAUCGAUAUUGCCACUCUUACUGGUGCCAUCGAUGUUGCUCUUGGUCAACAUUAUGCUGGUGUAUUUGCUGCAUCUGAUGAACUUUGGGAUGAAAUCAACAAGAGUUCCCAAAUCACUGGUGAACGUGUAUGGAGAAUGCCACUUCUUCAAGAGUACAGAAAGCAAUUGGACAGCAAGAUUGCAGAUAUUGUAAACAGUGCCGGUCGUUCUGGUGGUGCUUGCUCUGCUGCCAUGUUCUUGAAAGAGUUUGUUCAAAUUAACCGUUGGGCCCAUCUCGACAUUGCUGGUGUAAUGUAUUCAACCGAAGAUGGUCCAUACCUUGGUAAAGGUAUGACUGGUAAGCCAGUACGUACUCUUGUUGAAAUUGCUCGUAUCCAAAAACAUUAA
Molecule: messenger RNA, 1473 nt
Organism: Cavenderia fasciculata
Lineage: Eukaryota; Evosea; Eumycetozoa; Acytosteliales; Cavenderiaceae
Gene: lap
Product: leucine aminopeptidase
Exons: 2
Coding region: 1-1473 (490 amino acids)
Biological process (GO): proteolysis
Cellular component (GO): cytoplasm
Molecular function (GO): metalloaminopeptidase activity; manganese ion binding
Source: RefSeq, a predicted model, not a curated record